Penicillium malachiteum is the source of this 1998-nucleotide messenger RNA. Its product is annotated as putative C2H2 finger and ankyrin domain protein. Bases 1 to 1998 code for a protein of 665 amino acids. NCBI's taxonomy places the organism in Eukaryota, Fungi, Ascomycota, Eurotiomycetes, Eurotiales, Aspergillaceae. The record is from RefSeq and is a predicted model, not a curated record. The transcript has 2 exons.
AUGGUCGACUCAACACGUAUUGAGGAGCUUUUGAAAAGACCUCUUUAUGUCUAUGAUCUUCCAUCAGAGCUUCUCGCAACUUUAAUGGCAAAAUCUGGAAACGAACCCCUCAUCGAACCUACCUCCGAGACUACACUCAAGGAUUCUGAAGGAGCAGCCCAAGAAUCUGCGAUUGCGACCUCAACAACAUGCGCUCUUUGCAAAGUUUCAUAUCACAAUGUGCAGGAACAGCGUAGCCAUGUUCGAUCGGACCAUCAUCGAUACAACAUCAAAGCACAACUGCGCGGAAAUGCGCCUCUCGACGAGAUCCAGUUUACAAAGGCUGUUGGAGAGCUAGAUGAGUCGAUUUCGGGAUCAGAGUCUUCAGAAACAGAAGAGGAUGAUGCCGAUGCUGGUGCGGACACAACUCUCACAGCUCUGCUCAAGAAACAGGCAAAGCUUUCUGAGCCAAACGAGGAGGAUGAGCCGGUCGCGAAAAAGGGACAAGCAAAGAAUCCUCUAUUUUGGUUAUCAAGUUCGAGUCUGCCAUCAAACAAGUCUCUGGGUGUCUAUCGCGCUCUCUUCUCCGCCGCCGAACAAGACGAGCCAGACCACUUGGUGGACACAAUACGAAAGAAGCAGCUCGCGCCUGUCAAAGCGCGCACCAACAAAAACCAGGUCCAGGAACCCACCACAUCAAGCCCCCACAUAUUUAUGUGUAUGAUUGGAGGUGGUCAUUUUGCAGCCAUGCUGGUAUCUUUGGCACCGGAGAUACAUCGCAAGCAAGGAGGUAUUGAGGACCGACAAGCCAGAGUCAUCGCACAUAAGACCUUCCAUCGCUAUACUACUCGAAGAAAGCAGGGUGGUUCGCAAUCCGCAAGCGAUGCUUCACGUGGUGCAGCACACUCGGCUGGAUCUAGUUUGCGACGCUACAAUGAGGCGGCAUUAGAGAAGGAUAUCAGGGAGUUACUGGCCGACUGGCGACAGAUGAUUGACAGUGCUGAGCUGCUUUUUAUCCGCGCAACCGGAAAGACAAACCGGAAGAUUCUAUUCGAUAGGCAUGACGGCCAGGUUUUGAAGCAGAAUGACCCUCGGAUCAGAGGAUUUCCCUUCAAUACUCGCCGCGCAACCCAAGGAGAGCUCAUGCGGAGCUUUAAGGAGCUGACUCGCGUCAAGGUCAGCGAGAUUGAUGAAGCUGCAUUGGCAGCGGCGGCGGAGGCGGAGGCAGCGAAGCAAAAACAAGAUUCUAAACCAUCAACACCCCGACCACAACAGCAAAAGCCGAAGCUGUCAAAGGAAGAGGAAGCUGCACUGCUACACACCUCUCAGAUUCAGGCUCUUAUCCGACGCUCCAAAGUUCCUGCACUCAUGUCAUAUCUUACAAACAACUCUAUCCCCGCCUCAUUUACCUUCCAACCGGCAGAUUCACCUCAGAACUUCCGAUGUCCCACACCUAUCCAUCUGGCAUCCAAUCUUGAUGCUCCAGCUGUCGUGACUGCACUUCUUGUCCGAGCCCAGGCAGACCCUACUAUAGUGAAUGGCGAGGGUAGGACACCCUUUGAACUUGCGGGAGACAGAGCUACCCGUGAUGCUUUCCGCAUCGCCCGCCAUGAAUUGGGCGAGUCGAAGUGGGAUUGGACCGCUGCCAAAGUUCCCUCUGCUGUUUCAAAGGCGGAUGUUGAAAGUCGAGCCGAGCGGGAGAAAAAGGCAGCUGAGGAAGAGGAGACCAAUCGCCGCAAGGCUGGAUUGGAGCGAUUGCAGAAGGAAGAUGCUGAAAGAGAGGCACUGAAAGCGCAGCAGGCGCAGCGACCUGGGGGUCGUACCUUGGGGGCGGUGGAAAAGACCGUCGCCGAGAAGAGAGAACGAGGAAACUCGGGGGAUGACCCCCGAGAUGCGGAUGCGAUUAGAACGAGAGCGGCGGGCGAGAGCAGCCGAAGAACGCAUGAAGCGAAUGCAAGGCUGAUGAUCGAAUAUUCAUUAUAUUACACAUACCCUGAUCAUUCCAAGGUGUCUUUUUAA